This is a messenger RNA of Rattus norvegicus (Norway rat), 7661 nucleotides long. NCBI's taxonomy places the organism in Eukaryota, Metazoa, Chordata, Mammalia, Rodentia, Muridae. The record is from RefSeq and is a predicted model, not a curated record.
UGUAAAUAGAGUUUAGGUUCCAAAAUAGUUGAAGGGAUAGACCUAAGACAUGAACUCAAGUCCCAAGGAAAAAGAAAGAAAAAAAGAAAACAUGUUGAACACUGGUGUUAAAGAUUCUACAAGGUAAAUUGACUGAAAAGAAUUUCAUAAUUGUGGAGAAUUGGACCAUAGUGAAUUCAGAACCAAAUUAUUUCUGGCUCUUUAGUCCCUUUAAUAGCUUUUCAUUGCCCAAUUCUGCAUCCAACUUAACAUCUAUUCAAGUAUCAGAUGAACCUUUGGAAUACUGAACUUAAAAGAGGACUAGUUCUCACCAAUUCCAAAGCUAAGGCUUCUUGCUGUAAAAAAAUAAAAAAAAUAAAGUGCUCUUUUUAUCCCCCCACUAGGUCCGGCACUGCGGUGCCCCAAGAUAUCUGCUAGAUAUCUUAAUUCUCAGUCAGCAAAGCCUCUCACCCACUCUGUUCCUUCUUAUAUCACACUGCUGAAGGCCUCUCUCUGAGCCUGGCAGCAACCUCUCUACCUGUCUAGUUCCCAAGGCAGGUUUCCAUGCCAGAAACACAUCCCAAUUCCAUGGCAGCCCAGUGUCUCCAGCCGCACACUUUCCUAUACUCAAACCAUCACAUAAAAGAACACACAACACAAAAACGUUUGACCCUAUUGGUAAGAUAUAAUUGCCCACCUAAACAUACAAAGCCCAGUACACAUCCAUCCCUUAAGAGCAUCAAUAACAAGCUGUAAAUACACAGAGUGGAAUCUUAACAUCGGCUUCCAUUUUCUCUCCCCAUGAGUACCCUUUCUGUCCCUCCUGUCUCUUCUCUUUCCGUUCCAGUCUCCUCCCCUUCCUUCAAACUUUUCUCCCACCCAUCCUUCCUUCUCAUCCAAUGACAGGCCUCCUUCUAUCGUGUACCUCCCCUUCACCUGUAUUUUACAAAUUAAAUGGGAAGAAGGUUCUGGUGAAGUCACCUGAGUCUUGAAUAUGUGACUGGGCAGCCGUCCUUGGGGCAGUGGAAUUAGUAUCAAAAUACAGAUAACUCCAGGCCAAACCACAACAGAGGCUGUCAUCAGAUAACACUAAAAACUCAUUGUAGAGUUUCUCUGCUCUGCUGUAAGUUGCCUACCUGCUGUUCCCACCCAUGUGCUUGGAGAAUGCCUUAUUUAUGGCUUACUUUACUGUCACUAUAAAACUCAUCUAACCACUUCUGUUCAGGAAUAUGUUAUUCGUGACAACCUGAAUCUUUUGUUCCUGGGCCACCAUCAUUUUUAUUGACCUCAGAUUCCAUUACUGUUUCCUUUAAUGUGAAAUCUGUGCUUUGCAACUACAUCACAGUGGCCACAAGCCCAUCUGAGGAGUCUGUAUACUAUCUUGUAUGUCCACAGGGAGAAGGAUGUUCCAUGCAGAACUAAGGUUCACUGAUAGUAAAUGAUUUGUGUAAUAUCUUAGUUACUUAUCUAUUGCUGUAAUAAAAUACCAUGAUCAUGGUAACUUCCAGAAGGCAGCAUUUAUUUGGGGCUUAUAGUUCUGGGGGUCUUUAGACUCCACCAUCAUCCUGGUGGGGAAUCACGGCAGCAGACACCAGGCACGGCAGGUAGAACAGCUGAACCCUCAUAUCUCCAAACACAAGCAGGAAAUAGAGAACUCAACUUUGAAUGGUGCAAAUCUUUUAGGUCAAAACCUGGCCCUGAUACAUAAUCUCCAGCAAGGAUGUACCUUAUAAACCUGACCAAACAGGGCCACCAACUGGAAACCAAGUCCUCAAAUGUCCAAGAAUGUAGGGGACCUCUUAUUCAAACCCCCCACAGGUGGGCAUUCAUUAUUAACCCUGUAUGUUCUAAAAAUCACAGUAGAGUCAGCCCUUGGGUAAAUGUCUAAGAGUUAUGAUUCUAUACUACAGUAAAGCUGGGUAAAAAGAUGCUUCUCCUAUGUACUUCUUCCUCAGUUUAUCAGAAAAAAAUCUGCAUUUGGUUAUAUAAAGCAAAUAACGUGUGCAAACAUUCUUGCGCAAUGUAUUGUCCUCACAACAGCCCUUUAAGAUCGUCAUUAUACGUACUAUCAUCUUUCUAUAAAAGGACCAUCUGAAAGCUUAAAACCUUGCCCCAUGCCAUUAAGCUUUAGGUACAGGAUUUGAACAAAGUAAGGCACUGCUGGGCCCUAGGCUUGUGUAUCACCAUUAUGUCCGACUGUUGUAUGUUAAUCCUGACCUUGCCACUUGACAAAGCUGCCCUUAAGUUUUCAACCCAAUAAAUGAUUGUGGUGAUUAGUUCUGAUUGUCUUGUUGAUUGAAUUGAGAAGUACCUAAGGGGUUAACGAGGUUCCUCACUAAGUGGGUCUGUGAGGAUAAUUCCAGGGAGGAUUAGCCAAGUAGAGGAGACCUUGAUGCAAAGUGCUAACUUUGCAGAAAACACAGGGCAGCAUGAAUGCAUGCUCCACCUCCCACCUCUUUCUGUGCCUGGCCACCACUGGGGGUGAGCCACUCUGCUUAAGCAAGCCUUCCCCAUGGAGGAUUGAAAAUCUGACCCUAUGAGGGAACACAUCCUGCCCUCCUCCAUUAUUUGGUUGAGGUAUAUGACACAUGAAUGAAAACUCUGACUAUGGAGAAAAUUAUCCAAUGCUAAUCAAACUGCGUGUAAGGGUACUUCCUCUACACAUACACCCGCCCCAACUGUUUUCACUUCCUGUCCCAGCUUCAGGUGGAGCUGCUUAUCUGGCUCUUAAUUUGAAGCCCUAUAGGUUCCCUCAGUCCCCAUCAUCCCCUACAUUAACUUAUAAGACUCAGGAAAUAUGUAUGUAUAUAUCCUUGUCAUCGUUGUCAUCAUCGUCAUCAUCAAUUGUACUUUUCUUAAGCUCCUGUUGUCUUCAUGGACAUGUCAGCCUUUCAAAAUCAAAGUAUAACAUUUCUCAGAGUGUUGCUAGCCAGAGAGGCUCACUGGAACCCUGGUGUUCUGGGUUUAUUUACCAUUUUCUAUAUAGUUUUCUUCCAUUGAAUCAAUUGCAGCUGAUAAUCUCAGGCUCUAGUUUUUUCUGUUCCCUGUGGGACAGCUGAUAUGUGAUACUGCAUUUUUUGUUUGUUUCUGGUAUGUUAUGCCCCCAACUGGAGUCCCCUUAUUAACAUAGAGCAUCACCCUCAGUUCAGGGGCCCCAUCAUGAAUAGUAAAACCUCCUUGUUAGCCAAGGAAAUCCCAAGGAUAGAGAGAGUCUCCCAGGAACUUCAGACAAAGACCAGCUAAAUUCUUUGUUAUACAAAAGCACAGCCCAGAGAAGUUGUAGACUGGAUGGUAGUUCAGAUGUAUGACAUCAUCUAGGUCAGCAGCUCUAUUUUUGUGCCAGGCGAUAGUCUCAGUCUGGUAGGCAGAGGAAGAAUUUCUGCUGGAAUUCCUGCCAAUAUGCCGCAAGCCAGGAUACGUAACCCUGGAGGCUGAGGUUUAAAUCAGGAAGCUGGGAGAUGUUAAUCUCUGUGGCUUUGGGCCAAGUGCUAUCCCUUCUUGUUUGUGGAAUUGGCUUGACCAGCAAAUACCUGGCAGAAGAUUUUCAUGCAAACACACCAGUCUUCCAGAGCUUUCUGAACUACAUCCUCCUCUUCUUGGUCUACACCACCACCCUAGCUGUCCGACAAGGAGAAGAAAACCUCCUGGCAAUUUUACGACGAAGAUGGUGGAAAUAUAUGAUCCUGGGAUUCAUAGACUUGGAAGCCAAUUACCUAGUGGUCAAGGCUUACCAGUACACGACUCUGACCAGUGUCCAGCUCCUGGACUGCUUUGUGAUCCCAGUGGUGAUUUUGCUCUCCUGGUUCUUCCUGCUGAUCCGGUACAAGGCCGUGCAUUUCAUUGGCAUCGUGGUCUGCAUCCUGGGCAUGGGCUGCAUGGUGGGAGCAGAUGUGCUUGUGGGAAGGCACCAGGGAGCAGGGGAAAAUAAGCUGGUAGGGGACCUUCUGGUCUUAGGAGGAGCCACACUGUACGGGAUCUCAAACGUCUGGGAAGAAUCCAUCAUCCGAACUCUGAGCCGUGUGGAGUUCCUGGGAAUGAUUGGUCUCUUUGGUGCAUUUUUCAGUGGAAUUCAGUUAGCCAUCAUGGAACAUAAGGAGCUGUUGAAGGUGCCGUGGGAUUGGCAAAUAGGGCUGCUGUAUGUUGGCUUUAGUGCCUGCAUGUUUGGUCUGUACAGCUUUAUGCCAGUCGUCAUAAAGAAAACAAGUGCCACCUCGGUCAACCUUUCUCUGCUCACAGCAGAUCUGUACAGCCUGUUCUGUGGACUGUUUCUCUUCCACUACAAGUUUUCAGGUCUUUACCUCCUGUCUUUCUUCACCAUCCUCAUCGGGCUGGUGCUGUAUUCCUCCACCUCCACGUACAUAGCCCAGGAUCCCCGAGUGUACAAGCAGUUCCGUAACCCUUCAGGACCUGUCUCGGACUUACCCAGCACGGCUCAGGUAGAGCCUUCAGUCACCUACACCAGCCUGGGCCAGGAAACAGAAGAAGAGCCUCAUGUUCGUGUUGCCUAGGGAGAGACCUGCCCUGCCCACUGAGGACAACUCAGAGGCUGUGGGUUUGCUCAUCAUCUCUGUCUUGUACAUAGAGAAAGGUAUUUAGGAGGUACAGUUUCACAGGUGGACUGCAAGGUAGCUGAUGCUCCUUUAAAGGAAGAAGCUGGAGACCACUGGAGACACAGGUUCAAUCCACCUGACCCAGAGAGAGGCUUUGGUAGUGUGUAUCCCGAUCCAGCCCCCAUCCCUCCAUUGAUUACUGUGAAAAAUUUUGAAUCAAAACCAAGUAUCGUUGUUACUAUGAUCUUUAUUAUCAAUUGUUACUGUUAUUACACCGACUUUCAGGAGGUUUUUUUUAUUCUUGAUGGGAAUUAUUGCCAGACCCUCACCUGCUUAACAUAAAUCCCACUUUUCUAUGGCAAGUCACUUUUUAAGAAUCACACUUUUUGUUUGUUUGUUUGUUUGUUUGUUCGCUUUGCACAGAUAGAUGAGUGAUGCAUGCCACAGAAGCUUGCCCAUCCUGGUGACCUUGUGACAAAUGGUUUCCUCUGUCACCUGUUGGAUUUCCUGUUCAAUGGGGGAUUUUGUGCUGUGACCCUUGUGGGGAGGGGAAACUGACCAUAUAAUUCUCUAUUCUAGGAAUAGAUAUAAAAGCAAACAUUUUAACCAGUUUAUAUUUCAUUUUCUGCUUAUUCCAGGCCACUGGCUUUCUGUUGGCCCAAGAGAUUCAUCUAAUCAAGCCCUGUGACUACAUAAUAGGGACUGUCCCUUUUUUGUGGCUUAAAGAAACCUAGAAAUGUGGAUUAUGUUUAGGGUUCUACAUUUUUAAUUUCCUUUUCUGUCUUUCCCUAUAUUGCUCUCCUCAAAAAUUAGUUUUUAUUUUCAUUUUUUUUCUUAAUGAUGUCAUGGAAAUUAAUCAAGGCACUGGAAAAGCCAUGGCCUCCACCCUCUUAGUAUAGUACCUAAAGUACCUUUCUGGAAGUAUGCCAACAUGGACAUUAUCUUCAUUGUGGAGUCUCACUGUUCGUGACACCUCUUGGAGUCAAGGUACUAGUCUGGAGAAAUAUCUGUUAGUAGCUUAUGCUCUGGUCACUUAGUCAUUGAAGGCAUCACCAUAGAAAAGUCUGGCAAUUUGGUCAUACCCAAUACUCACCUAAUGGCAGAAUAUAAGGAAAAGCAGCUCUACUCACAAAGAAUGCUACAGUAUUCCUAUAAAGCUUGAUACAUCACUAGUUUAGUCAGUUCCGUUGUCUUCAAGAAUGUCUCUCCAACACACCUCCUGCUCCAAACACAGAAAAUUAAACACCACGGACCUUUAGAAUGUAGAAAAAAUGUCAUGUGUCAGAGGGGACGUUCUCUGUAACUUGGCUGGCUUCAAUACCAUUCAAAUGGAUCCUUGAUAGAGUUGCAGGGUUUGUAUAAAUGUUUAUGGAAUCUGAGCCAAUUGAAGUCAACCUAUUUUAAGCAAACAAGCAAAACAAAACACUUGUGGGGGGCACGGUGUCUCAUAAAGUAAGACCAGAUUGUAAUGGGACCUCAACAAGUCCUAAACAUGGCAGGCAGAAGCUCUCAGGCUCUCUACCAGCAGGCCCUUGGCCUCUUUGUUCUGUCUUCUUCUGUGAGGAGUCACAUGAUCUACUUUGAUAAGUCUCAUGAGAACAACACAUACACAAAAUAAGUAAUGUGCUUGAACGCUGUCACUCAGCUUUAACUUUUCCCCCAUUGGAAAAUAUAACUUUCCCCUCUAAAUUAUUUAGUCCUAACCUAGGAGAUAGAAAAUAAAACUGUUCCCUGGUAUGCAGGUUUCACAUUCAGCCCCUUUGGAAAUAGGUUUUCUUUAUUGGGAUGGGGUGGGCAUGGGAGAGAAAGGUUUAUGCUAAAGUUACACAUUAUGUCAUAAUAACCUUGCCAACAUCUGCUCUCUGCUACCUUUUAAGCCAAUUAAAUACCUUUCUCUGAGUAUUUUGUCCAUUCAGAUCUGAAGACCUUUAAUGACUGUGGUUUUAUUUUUGUUUACAUUCCUUUGGUUUGCAUAAUUUACUUGAUUUGUUGCAUUUUUAGUAUUUAUUUUAAGCCAAAUGUCUUUGUCUUUUGGAUUCAUUUUUAUGACACUAAUUUGUAGACACUCUGUAAACUCUAAUGAGAAACAAGCGGCUGAAAUCAUUUCCAAGUCCAUUCAGUAGACUGGGAAUAGUUUUAAAGUUAACAUUUUGAAAAGGUUUGCAAUUAAUCGAUGGCUGACAGUGGCCAUCUGGACCAUUUUAUAGGAUGUUUUAAUUGACUCCAUUGUAUGGAAACCAAGUGUGAAUAUCAGGAUGAACUCACUGUAUUCUGUUUGUUAUCUGAUGUCUUUGUGAUCAGACAUUAGUGUACCUGUGUUGGUUUGUCUCCAUUCAUAAAGCUGGUAACAUGGGCUCAUCCAAGACUAGGAGUUUAGGAUUGACCCUUAAGGGAAAAAAGACAAAACGUUGCAAAGAACAAUGUUUUCAGCCUGAAAGCAUUGGUGGUUUGAGAAUGGGGCGGGAAGUGGGAAUAGGUUAAUAUUAACUGUAACAGUUUAGGUUCUGAGAUUUGUAACUUCAGUAGUCACCAGCAAGAAUUUUGGCAUUUUAAUCUACCACUCUUCUCUCCUCGAUCAGUGAGAACGGUCCUCUGUAUGAAGUUGAUAAGAAGCAAAUAAUAGCUCUCUUAAACGCUACCAGAGAUGAGUGGUUCACUUUCUCAAUGGAGACUUGCACUGAGGAUGGAGCUUGCUCUGGUUAGACCUCCUCACAGCUUUGAACACGUAUCCGGGUAGACCAAGAAAUGGACAACUUCACGCCACUGUGUCCCAUGAAAAUAUUUCAAUGUUUAGUUUAGGUAUUGCUAACUUGUGCUAUUAACCUUCUGACAAGCUUGUAGUAUCGUUUGUUUGGCAUUUAUUUUUGAUUUGUAACCAUUUAGUAGUCCCCAGCUAGCGAUCAGCACGGAUUUUACCCCAUGGGUAGAAGUUUAUCUGCACACCACAUAACAAAGCACCUGACACCGCAAUGGAACCAAAUUUUCCAAAAAGAAAAGAAAAGAACUUUACAUUGGGAAUCUGAACAAGCGAUCUACCUUUUCUAUUUGCAUGUCCCCCCCCCCAUGGACUGGCUGUGGCAAUGUAACACCUGUAUGAUGUUUUCAAAUAAAAGUAAAUGCUUUACGAAAGCA